Messenger RNA from Medicago truncatula (barrel medic), 417 nucleotides. NCBI's taxonomy places the organism in Eukaryota, Viridiplantae, Streptophyta, Magnoliopsida, Fabales, Fabaceae. The record is from the annotation of a RefSeq genome assembly.
AUGGCAAAAUCUAUACCAAAAAUUGGUUCACGUAAAAAUGGACGUAUUGGUUCGCGUAAACAUCCUCGUAAAAUACCAAAGGGAGUUAUUUAUGUUCAAGCUAGUUUCAACAAUACCAUUGUGACUGUUACAGAUGUACGAGGUCGGGUGAUUUCUUGGUCCUCUGCCGGUUCGUGUGGAUUCAAGGGUACACGAAGGGGGACACCAUUUGCCGCUCAAACCGCAGCAGCAAAUGCUAUUCGAACAGUAGUAGAUCAAGGCAUGCAACGAGCCGUAGUCAUAAUAAAAGGUCCCGGUCUAGGAAGAGAUGCGGCAUUAAGAGCUAUUGCUAGAAGUGGUAUACUAUUAAGAUUUAUACGGGAUGUAACCCCUAUCCCACAUAAUGGAUGUAGGGCUCCUAAAAAAAGACGUGUGUAA